AUGGCUUGGCUGACGUGGCUGAUCCUGCUUCCGCUAGCGCACUUAGCGGCCGUCGCCGAAGCUAGUAGCUCUUUCGCCAGUCAGGAACACGAAACCAGAGCCCAGGCGCUCUUCGACGCAUGGUCACAGGCGUACGGCCUCGAGAAUACCUCCACACUGCUCCCCCCUUCGCCGCUCGCCCUUCCCCCCAACGUUCCCCCUCCACCCCACCUCGAAGACUGCGCCGCGCGCACCGCUGCGCGCCAGGCGGCGGAAGAGCGGGGGGAGGGCGGAACCCUCCCCGCAUGGGCGCGCGGGGAGUUUGGGGAGUGCUGCGGAGGCAGCGAGGGGGAUGUGGAGAACGGGGGCAAAGGCGAGAGUGCGGGAAGCGGGGGAAGUGGGGGAAGGGGGGAUGAUGGGAGGGGGUGUUGUAACUGCGGGCCCCAACCACCAUGGAUACGAGGCUCCGACGCGGCCAAUCUCGCGAUGACACGUGGCGUGCAGCGCGACAUGUGGCGGCACCAGUUCCCCGCCAGCUGUACCGGGCGGCGGCUGAUGCUAUCGCGCUGGCCCAACCUGCACCAUGGGAUGGGGAGCAUGGUGCAUGUGGUGGGGGCGUAUCUCAGCAUUGCCAUGCGCAGCAAUCGCACUCUUGUGCUCAUGCCAGGCACUUUCGAGCGAGCUGGGCGCGAGUGUGAAGACCUGCGCCAGGCGCAGCAAUGGGAGUGCUAUUUUUUCCCCAUCGCCUCCCCUGGAUGCGUGCAAGAGGCCAUGGCAGCACAUGGGCGAGGGGAGGCGCCAGAUAUCCGUGGGAAUGAUGUGAGGGAGAGCAUGCUGGGUGGAGACACACAGGUGGUAUACCUCGCACUCUCAUCCCUCUAUGGGGACGUUGAUGCUGCCAAACUGCAACGGGGCAAGCCAUGGCUGGAUCGGCCUUACACUGUUCAACAGCAAAACUCAAUCUCCAGCAUGUACCCAGACUGGAUGAUGGCUCGGUGGUGGCGAGCUCAAGCCGCCCGUUUCUUGCUCCGCUGGCCGUCCGCUCAUCUCUGCCACGUCAUCAACCGCGUCCGCCACGUCAGCUACGGCCACCUCAUGGCCGAUCGUGUGGCAGCAGUCGCUGCCCAGCAGGCGAGCAUCGUCCAAUCGCUGAACGACACCUCGGGUGCUAUCUCAACAGCCACGUCAGAUGCCAGCUCAGCUGCCAGCUCAGCAGCCACGUCAGCUGCCAGCUCAGCAGCAGAAAGAGGAGAUCCACUAGACGAUCUGCUGCUGCUGGUUGCAGCCAAGGCAAAGGCAGCCGAGAGGGAAAUGCCUGCAUCCAAUGGCAGUGCGACACCUAACUCUACUGAUGCGGGGGGGAGUGAAAGCAUCGACAUGGGGGGAGGAAGCGAGGGCUCGGGGAGUGGGGACUCAGGCGUGGGAGGGGAGGUGCUGAUGGUGCGGCCGGUGGUGAGCAUGCAUGUGAGGCUGAGUGACAAAGGGUCCGAGAUGCAGCUGCACCCGCUCCCUGCGUUCAUGCUUGUUGCUGCCCGGCUGAGACAGCACCAACCGGACCUGAAGCACGUCUGGCUGAGCACAGAAGUGCAGGUGAGAGGGGAGGGGAGGGGAGUGGGGGAUGGAAGUGGGGAAGCGGUGGAAGCAAGGGAUGAAAUGCAUGUGCGGCUGAGUGACAAAGGGUCCGAGAUGGAACUGCACCCGCUCCCUGCGUUCAUGCUCGUGGCUGCCCGGCUGAGAGCGCACCGGCCGGAUUUGAAGCACGUCUGGCUGAGCACAGAAGUGCAGCAAGGGAUGCAAGUGCAUGUGCGGCUGAGUGACAAAGCGUCUGAGAUGGAGCUUCACCCGCUGCCGGCGUUCAUGCUUGUUGCUUCCCGACUGAGACAGCACCAGCCGGACCUGAAGCACGCUUGGCUGAGCACAGAAGUUCAGUCUGUAAUCGACGAGACAAGCGAUUUUCCCAGCUGGACUUUUUUCUACACCAACGCCUCUAGAGUGCAGAGUGCGCAACAAAUGAAAGACGAGCAGGAAAGUGCCCAGCAGCCAAUAGCAAACAUUUUUGCCAAUUUGCUUAUCACAGCGGAAUGCGAUUAUUUUAUUGGGUCCUUGGGAUCGAAUUGGAACAGGCUUAUUGAUGAAUUGCGCAGUUCAAAUGGAAGACUGUACUCAGGGCUUGUUUCGUUUACAUUCGGAAUGUAA
This is a messenger RNA of Closterium sp. Naga37s-1, 2175 nucleotides long. Lineage: Eukaryota; Viridiplantae; Streptophyta; Zygnematophyceae; Desmidiales; Closteriaceae. The record is from the annotation of a GenBank genome assembly.